CACUGCUGUUGUGUUUCAUUGUUGUAAAUCGAGUUGACUUGGUUCGUAAGCUACAUUUUUAUUAUUUUCAUUAGGGAAAGAUGGAAGAGUUCCAUCCUGGAGACGAGGUUUCCUUCAAUCCCGAUGAAGCAAGUAAUUCCGUGAAAGAGUGCAUUGAGAGUAUUAUUGGAGGAGAGGACUACAGUCAGAAUAAAGUCAACCAGUGGACGGCUAACAUUGUAGAACACUCUCUCACUCAGCUGGUUAAACAGGGGAAGCCUUACAAGUACAUGGUCAAUUGUGCUGUCAUGCAGAAGAGUGGUGCAGGCCUUCAUACAGCAAACUCUUGUUACUGGGACACCGCUACGGACGGAAGCUGCACUGUGAGAUGGGAGAAUCGCACUAUGUACUGUGUUGUCAGUGUGUUUGCUGUCGCCAUAGCCCUCUAAAGAAGGCAAAAUCUGCCUUCACACACCUGAGACCAACACAUGCACAGACUCAAAAUCUUUCAAAAACUUUCUGUACAAAAAUCUAAAUGGUGGCGAAUAUCUCAUAUAGAGCAACAUCAUUCCACAGACUUAAGGAACUGUUGCUUAAUCCUGAAUGGCCAUACUGAUUUGUGCACUCAUUAUAAACUUUAUAUAUUAUUAUUAUGAUUAUUGCUUGUAUGUAAUACUAGCACAUUGUAACUAUAGCUGCCAUUCCUUUUUGCCUGUGAAGGUGCUUUAUGUAGAACGGAUAGUAAAUAAGUAUUAUAUGUGAGGAAUGGAUUUGGUUGUUUUUAUUAAAGGGUUUUUUUGUGGUAUAUGAAUGACAUCAUGACAAUGAGAACACCCCCAUUACAUUUAUACUUAAAAAAAAAAAAACCCUGUCAGUGUGGUUUUGAUGUAUUCAGUUGACUGUGAUAAACGAGUUUCCAGAAUCUAACAAUCAACAAUUAUUUUCCACGGCGUGCAAAAAUGGGAAAACUGAAUAAAACUUUUCCUUGGUAAUAUUCCAAAUUCUGACAUUAGACCAACACUGGUUUAGUGUACACUGUACAAAUGUGCAAAGAUGGCAGUAAAUCCCUAUUUCAAUACACUUGGUUGCUAAUUAUGUUUGCUUUUUGAGUGUGUUUUGUGUGAGCCAGCUUGAAAUAAAGAAAGAAAUCCCAUUUCUGACGUAUCAUAAACCAGUCAGUAUAAAAGUG
Chanos chanos (milkfish) is the source of this 1168-nucleotide messenger RNA. It is a transcript of the gene dynlt3, whose product is annotated as dynein light chain Tctex-type 3. Lineage: Eukaryota; Metazoa; Chordata; Actinopteri; Gonorynchiformes; Chanidae. The record is from RefSeq and is a predicted model, not a curated record. Gene Ontology annotation, biological process: microtubule-based movement. Gene Ontology annotation, molecular function: dynein intermediate chain binding. Gene Ontology annotation, cellular component: cytoplasmic dynein complex; cytoplasm. Bases 81 to 428 code for a protein of 115 amino acids. The transcript has 5 exons.